This is a messenger RNA of Diaporthe citri, 2313 nucleotides long. RefSeq lists its product as uncharacterized. Gene Ontology annotation, molecular function: sequence-specific DNA binding; DNA-binding transcription factor activity. The transcript has 2 exons. Lineage: Eukaryota; Fungi; Ascomycota; Sordariomycetes; Diaporthales; Diaporthaceae. The coding region runs from base 1 to 2313 and encodes 770 amino acids. Gene Ontology annotation, biological process: regulation of DNA-templated transcription. The record is from RefSeq and is a predicted model, not a curated record.
AUGUCGUCGUCUCCCGGUACAAGAAAAAGGCCCGCACCCAGCGCGUCGCCUCUUCCGGCUGGCCCAAUCCCCCAGGCCAACCCCCAAUCCACGCCACAGGACAUGAUGAGGUGGAACGGCGUAGCGGCGAACGGAAACAGCCAUACGGACCUCUCGACCCCAUACAUGCUUGCGCAACAGUCCGCCCCACCCGGGCACGCCUUCCUGUCGCCAUCGCCAGCCCCGACCACAUCGAAUGCCCUGGCACUCCGCGAUCCCGCCAGCAGUAGGGCGCUCGUUUCCACCGCGCCGCGCUCGCCGUACGACGGACAGCCCGACCAAUGGGGUUCAUUGGGAGGCGAUGGCGCCCUCAUACCCCUGUCGAACGAAGCGCUGAGCGAGGAGGAGCACCUGAGACUUCUCCUGGAGCGCGCGAGGAAGAUCGAGGAGGAGGCCACCAAGGAGAACCCCGGACCUAACCAGAAGAGGAGUAUCCCGCCGUUCGUGCUGAAGCUCUCCAGCUUCCUCAACAACGGUAGGAACAGCGAUCUCAUCCGGUGGUCAGAAAAAGGCGAUUCGUUCAUUGUGCUCGACGAAGAGGAAUUUGCGAAGAAGCUGAUACCCGAGAUGUUCAAGCACAACAACUACGCCUCAUUUGUCCGCCAGCUGAACAUGUACGGGUUCCACAAGCGGGUUGGGCUUUCCGACAAUUCGAUGAGAGCGAGCGAGAAGAAGAAUAAGAGCCCGAGCGAAUAUGCGCACCCCUACUUCCUGCGCGCGCACCCAGUCUUGCAGUGGCUCAUUACGAAGCCGAACAAGACCGGUGGUAAAAAGAGGCAGAAGCAGGCCAACAAGGAUGCGUCUGGAGCCAUCGAGCAGGACAGCGAUGCCGAGGACUUCAUGGACGACCCCAACGGCCAGUACGCCCUCUCCGACAUCCACCCAGGCAGGAACUUGGGGCGAGGUGAGGCCGGGCCUUUGGCGAAGACGGAGUUGGGGAAGCUGCGAGACCAGCUCGCGCAGGUCCAGCAGAAGCAGCAGCAAUGUCUGGCCCUGAUCCAGCAAUUACAAAACAAUCAACACGAGAUUGUGCAAAGAGCACAAAAGUUCGAAGAGAUGCAUCAUCGCCACGAGAAUUCCAUCACCGCCAUCUUGAACUUCCUUGCCAACGUUUUUAGAAAGUCACUGGAGGAAAAUGGGGGUGCGCAGAAUAUCUCCGAUAUGUUGGCGAGCAUUCUCCCCCAGCAUGGGCAUAACCAUGCCAUGCCGACGGGGAGUGUGCAAGACCUGAGCGAGUAUCUGCAGCAGCACAAUGCUACCAAGAGCCGAGCGAGCCCCAGCCCAACUCUUCCAAAGCGUCCACAGCACCUCCUGCCCGGUAUCCCAGGGGACCCGAAUGCUUCCGUCCCUGCCGAAAGCGCACUCGGCCUACCCGCGAGUCCAGUGCCCUAUUCUUCAUCUUCCCACCAGGCACCGCGAGUCACCGAGGUAUUUGAUACCUCACCUUCUGACACGACCUCCCCGAAUCACAUCCGGAAUGAGCUUCAGUCGAAUCCUGAGGAGACCAUGCUCAAGAUCAUGGGUGAGACCAAUGCUCGGAUGACACCGGGCGUUGAUCUCCCUGAAGCUGCUGCUGCAACAUCCGCGAGGAUGCCAUCUGGUCAGCGCAACAAGAUGGUGAACAACAUGUCGCGCAGAACUGCCACGCCAUCGAAUAAUCGAUCCGUAUCACCAUUCCGGCCUCCAACCAUGUCGGCUACGCCUCCGAUCCCUCCCGCGCCUUCCGGCUUUCCAACUCCGACAGCACCACAGCCUGCCACAUCACUGUCGCCCAUUCUCAACAACGCCAAACCCCCAUCGGUCCAAGAAGUCUCGCGACAGCAGAACGGUAUCAGCCAGGUGGAGGCUUUACAGCGCAAUAUUGGCCAGGAUAUCAACAGCCUGGCCCAGCUCGCGGCCCCGCUUUCUCCCAACGGGCAGAUCAUGGGCAUCGAUGGCUUUCAAAACGGCGGCUCGGACUAUUUUGGCGACUCCAACAACAAUUUUGACUUCAACCAGUAUCUGGAUACCGCGGCGAUGGACACCGGCUACAACUUUGAUUUCAACGACCUGAACAACGCAGGCAACUACGGCGCGGCGGACGGCACUGACUUUGACUUCAGCCUCCCCAGUACAGACUAUGCCCAAAGCACCGCUGCUCCGGUCAAUGGCGGCCUCACCGCGGGCGCGGGCGCGGUCGCAGACACGCCGAGCCCUGCCGGCACGGAGGAGAUACAGCGACCGGAUCUGGAUGGCUCAGAACAGCCAGCCACGAAACGUAGGCGGCAAGGAUAG